Sardina pilchardus (European sardine) is the source of this 1167-nucleotide messenger RNA. RefSeq lists its product as uncharacterized. The transcript is spliced from 2 exons. Lineage: Eukaryota; Metazoa; Chordata; Actinopteri; Clupeiformes; Clupeidae. The record is from RefSeq and is a predicted model, not a curated record. Bases 16 to 1062 code for a protein of 348 amino acids.
UGAAAACAUUCAGCUAUGGCCAAUGCUAAAUGUCAAGUGCAGGUGGACCUCACAGACAAGCCAGUGGCUAGUUCUCUGAAAGAGACUGUGGCUGCUGAUGACUCAGCUGGGACUAAGGACAACAGGAGAAGCCAAGGGAGCUUCAAAGGAGAAAAGUCUCCUCCGGGCCCUUUGGGAUCAUCAUCUCCAGAUGUCUUCCGAACACCAAAAAGAAAGGCAUUAUCCAGGCAGCAUAUGAAAUAUGUUCCCAAAAGAAACCUGAUGGAAGAGAAAGAGAUGGACAGGAAGGAAGAAAGGAAGAGAAAAAGCAGACAGGAAGUGGAGCAUGAAAAACCAAAUAAGAAAAGAAAAACCGAACAGAAACAGUUGAUGCAAGCUGAGGCUCGCCAAAAAGAAGUGCAAAGAAUACAAGACAUGACACUUCAGAAUAUCCGUCGAAUCAUACCACAUUUCCAGUUUAAAGAGCCCCUUGUUGAUGAUGGUAAAAGAUCUUCAAAGGGUGAGCAUGUCAUAAAUAAAGAUGUCAUUACUUUUUACCACAUGGUAGAUGAUUUUAGGAAAAAUAAUGAAUGCCCAACAAAGCCAAUCACACUUGGUUGCCCUCUUGAAGCUGCCAUUGAUGAGUUAGUGGUACAUUUUGAUAAAGACGAACUGUAUAUCAAUGCUAACGCUGUGCUAUAUGGUGAAUAUAGUCGAGCGCUAAAGAAAGCUCUGACAGCAUGUAUGCAGGGAGGCAGGAGAAUCAAGGAUAAUGCUCACAAUGAUAAUGAACCUGGUGUGUCAUCUAUUGUACAACACAUGAAUAAGGUAGAGGCUUACGUAGAUGAGUUUGCUAAGAACAAAUUCAUUGGAGAUGACAAAGCCAAGAAGUCUAAAUUUGAGACUAUCAGAAAUGAGACUAAAACCAUGUUCAGUGACUUGGCUGAAUAUUUUGACCCUGAACAUGUUGCUGAAGGCAGCUCAAAGGAGGAAGAGGACGUACAGAGAGAGAGGAAGAGAAGUAGACAAGGAGUGGACCAUGAGCACACUAAUAAGAGAAGGAAGACAGGGCAAGAUAACUAAUUGAUGCAGUGCUACAUGGUGAAUAGUUGGGCACUGAAGAAAGCUCUAGGGAGGCACAAGAGUCAAAUAAAUGCAUGACAAGUGUCUUCUAUUGUGCUUCACAUG